Rubroshorea leprosula is the source of this 770-nucleotide messenger RNA. NCBI's taxonomy places the organism in Eukaryota, Viridiplantae, Streptophyta, Magnoliopsida, Malvales, Dipterocarpaceae. The record is from the annotation of a GenBank genome assembly.
GGGCACGUUUCUCGAAUAUAUUUGAUGAUUUCAAGAAGUUUCAACAGAGAUUUGUUGAUGCCAUGGACAAAGCUGCUAUGAAAAAUUUCAAGGAGGAAAAUGGUUAUAGGGAAGAAAGGAUGUCUGCAAUCCAAGCAAUCAAAUCAAUUUCAAAAUGGUUAUAUUGGAAACCACCCAAUGCGGGAGGUUCCAUGUCAGAAUGUCAUCAAAACUUGACACACAUUCCGCAAAAGUCGAAGGAACAAGACAUUAACAAGCUCCAAGAUGCUGUUGCUGCUCGAAAACAGGCAAGAAAUAGCUUGAGAACAAUCAGCAGCUGGAAUCAAACAGUUGGUAUCACGACGGGUACUAGAUUCCCUCAAGACAAGCCCUUCCUGCCUCAAUUGAUGGUUUCACUGAUACUUCUAAAGUUGCUUCAAAGCCUCUGCAUACCAUAAAAUUGAAGGAAAAAGAUAACCAAGUUCACAAUAAACAUGGAAAAGAAAGGAGAAACAGCUUUGAGUGGGGACUUCCAGUGAUGACGUUAACAAUUGCUGCAUUUAGUUAUAGUACGAUUACAAGUUGCAGGCACAAUGGUUAGUGAAGGAGAAGAACAUAUAGGUGGUUCUUUGGCGUUAACAAUAGUUAAUAGCUCUUGGAUGCAGGUUAUACUAGCAGGGAUUACAUGGUAUUGCAUUGGAAUUGCAAUAGUAGAAUUAGUAGAAACUCUUCGGAAUAGGUGAGAGAAGUAUACAAAGAAAGGACACUGUUAAUGAAAACAACUUCAUUUG